Chiloscyllium plagiosum (whitespotted bambooshark) is the source of this 7248-nucleotide messenger RNA. Its product is annotated as double C2-like domain-containing protein beta. The record is from RefSeq and is a predicted model, not a curated record. Gene Ontology annotation, cellular component: membrane; synapse. Gene Ontology annotation, biological process: spontaneous neurotransmitter secretion; exocytosis; regulation of calcium ion-dependent exocytosis. Lineage: Eukaryota; Metazoa; Chordata; Chondrichthyes; Orectolobiformes; Hemiscylliidae.
AUAUUUGUCUUGUUUACAAUAUGCUGCUUUUAGCAUGACGUUCAGGUUGUUCUGCUGUCUCCUCUACAACACAACAGCCAUCCUUCCUUCUCUCCUUAUGUUACUUCACAACAUCUGAUAGGAGCAACUAUGAGUUUAAUCCUGAUUUACAGCACUGUUUGAAGUGCUUCAGUCUAAUUGAACCGAUAAUCUGUAGUCAGGUCAUUCAACACAGUCCAAGGUGACAGUAAAUGGAAUUAUAUUUUAUUUAGGUGAUGACUUUCAGUAUUUUGGUGAUUUACUGAAGUCCAAUUCCUCCUCCAGACAGACUUAUCUUUUUCUCUCUUCACCCUCACACCUGAUUUUGUCUUCAUUCCAAUGCUUCCUGUUUACUGCUUGGUUGCUAACCACUGACAUCAUAGUCUCCACCUCUCCCAAUCAAUCUCUCAGAGAGAGAGAGACACACACACAUUCAUAGGCUGAACAGCAGUAUUAGAAAGAUAAGGAGUGUCUGUGGCAGUCAGGCAGCAUGCACAGGUUUUCUACAACUCAAAGCACAUAAGCAUCCCAGCCUAAUGCUGGGAGACUGAGUUCUGCUGUGUGUGAGAUAGGCUCCUUACUCUCGGUGAUCCUUGCCCAAUUCAAGAUUCAGGGUGGCUUCUAUUUCUUCAUUUUGCUGCCUACUGUGUCAAAAAGGGUUGCAUGCAUGACAGUCCGAAAAGGAGAAAAAAUGGCCAUAAGUAUUCAAGAGCAUAUGGCUAUUGAUGUCUGCCCAGGACCUAUUAAACCUAUUAAACAAAUCUCUGAUUACUUCCCCCGUUUUCCUCGUGGUCUUCCAGCAGCUGUGAACCGCAACUCUGUGCAUUCCACUGUCAGCCAGCCCUCUAUCACCCAGUCAGAGGCUACAGAGGAGGACGAUGUGGACAAAUUAUUUGGGGCAUAUGGAGCUGCAUCUGCUGCACCUACCAAACAUGAAGAGGACACCGAGGCUGAAGGCUAUGAAUCCGAUGACUCCACCACCCUGGGUACAUUAGAUUUCAGUUUGCUGUACGACCAGGAAAACAAUGCUCUCCAUUGCUCAAUAAAUAAAGCAAAGGUACCAAAGCUUUGGCACAAGAAGGGUCUUAAGCCAAUGGACCACAAUGGACUGGCUGAUCCAUAUGUCAAAUUACAUUUACUCCCUGGAGCCAGUAAGGCCAACAAACUAAGGACAAAGACUUUACGGAAUACUUUGAAUCCAAUUUGGAAUGAGACUCUCACUUACUACGGGAUCACUGAUGAGGACAUGGUACGGAAGACAUUAAGAAUUUCGGUAUGCGAUGAAGAUAAAUUCCGUCAUAAUGAGUUCAUUGGUGAAACAAGAAUUCCACUGAAAAGAUUAAAGCCAAAUCAAACAAAGACCUUCAACAUUUGCCUGGAGAAACAGCUUCCAAUAGACAAAACAGAGGACAAGUCACUGGAGGAGCGUGGUCGGAUUCUCAUCUCUUUAAAGUACAGCUCACAGAAAACAGGGCUUGUAGUUGGAAUUGCAAGAUGUGCACAUUUAGCAGCUAUGGAUGCAAAUGGAUACUCUGAUCCUUACGUAAAAAUCUAUUUGAAGCCAGAUGUGGACAAGAAGUCAAAACAUAAGACAGCUGUGAAAAAGAAAACACUUAAUCCAGAAUUUAAUGAGGAAUUUUGCUACGAAAUCAAGCAAGCAGAUUUGGCAAAAAAAACUCUGGAAGUAACAGUUUGGGAUUAUGAUAUUGGAAAAUCGAAUGACUUCAUUGGUGGAGUCACGCUUGGAAUUAAUGCAAAAGGUGAACGUUUAAAACAUUGGUUUGAUUGUCUGAAGAGCAAAGACAAGAAAAUAGAGCGCUGGCACACGUUGACCAAUGAACUGCCAGGAUCUAUUCUCAGUGAUUGAUGCCACGUGUCCGUUGAGAACCUUGCUUUGCAACUCAGCACGUGACAAGUGAGCUUCUCCAAGAGCACGCAUAAAGACCUGUCACAGAUAGGUUGGGCCUCUUGCACUUUUUGUUUCAGAACCAACACUCUCUAGGCCUCUUCACAGAUACCUAACUUUGCCUGGUAAUCUUAUGGCUUACAUAUUGGCUUCUGUAAAUGUUUACAUGCAUUUGUGUAUCUGAGCAUUUGGGAUAAAUAUCAGAGCUGUACCUUUGAAUGACUUUUUAUAAUUGGUGUAACAACAAGAAUUAUCGAUUUUUGAUGAUUGAUACUUUCAGUGACCCAGACCAAGCAAAUUAUUAACUGUUUUAGGAUGUUUAACUUUUAUUGCUACAAAUGUAAACAUGUCUCUGAAAUAUUUAGUUAUAGCUCUGCCCUCUAUUGCAGAAAUAACCCUAUUCUAAAAUAGGUUGCACAAAGGAAUGGGUCCUGUUCUGUGUUUAGUAUUAUUUUGGAAAAAUAAAUUACUUUUGAUACAGAACUGGAGUACUAUGGACAUUGCAGUGGCCAAUUUUCCACAGGCUUUGAUUACUUUAUUUGAAGCUAAUGUAUUUUUAGAGAAGCCUGUCAAUAUUCCAGAAAUAAAUUGACAAGGUUAUAGCAAAGCUAAAGGUAGCACACGCAUAAUAAACGCUACAUGUUUCACAUUUUAAUUAUCUUCCUUUUAUCACGACAAUACAAACUGUUUCUCUUUUUAAAGGCCUAGAUUGAAAUCAAGCUGUGGGAGUGAUUAAUAUUCUAUUGUUCCUUAAUUCAGCUCUUCACGAUUAAUGGGUCACUUCCAUGAAUCUUUAAUGAGUAAAUGUAAAUCCACAAGACAGCCUUCAAUUAAUAUUUGUGGUAUCUCAAGUCCUUAGUUGAAUAUGUAGAAUCGAAAAAUGUCAGGGGGUAGAAAAGUAAUUAAUAGCUCGCCAUCUGAAAUAUAAUAGUUCACAUUUGCAGGACAAGGGUAAAAGGAGUGAGAUGUAUGAGAUAGCUUUUUCCAAGAGCUGGAGCAGGCACGAAUUGCGGCCUACACAUUCAUUUGGAAGCACAAUUUAUUUUUAGUGGAGAUUUUAGACAUUUCCAAAAAAUAUUGAUCUCAAUGUAUAAUUUUCUGACAUUUUGGCAUUAUACUCUGUUCUGUCUUCCAGACUCAAAUUAAUUACAAUUAAGGAUUACCAAUUAUUUAGUAAGAAAAUCAAAGUGGUUGUCAGAGGUUUAUAGCAAGCAGUAACUAACCCAAAUCCUUCAUGUUCAUUUGUGAACUGAAAUAAUUACAAAUAUUCUGUAUCCCCAAGACACUAAUACUUCUAUCCCUGCCCAACAUCUAGCACAGGAUGACAUUAACCACAUCAAUUGUGCACCUGCUGAUUUAAACAUUUGAAAUUUUAAAAAUGCUUUUAUUUUUAUCAACUCCAGAAGGCAAAAGUAUGUAUUGAUAUCAUUGAAGCAAAACCUUACAAGUGAACUCUAAUAACUAAUCACACCCAAAAGUGAACCUGUCUUUUUCCUCUUUUAGAACCUAAUUAAACUGCUGUGUCUUUCAAACACUUUUUGACAUUAUGUUCAUGGACGCUCCUAUUCCCAGAGGAAACAAUGCAAAUACCUGAAGGCCCACAAUGUUAUUACCUUGGUUCAAGCCUCCUUGUAAUCAUGUAUUUGUGUGAUCUAAUGAUAGAGGUGGGAAAAUAGCUGCCAAAACAGAAUUAUCGGAUUAUUACAAUGCAGAAAUCGGUCUAACCUCAUCAAAAAGUAGAAUGUUAUAGAUUCCAAAAAUCUGAAGUAAAAGCAUCAAAUACUGGAAGUACUCAGUAGCUUUGGCAACAUGGAAAAGGACACAAAGUUAUCAUUUCUGAUCAAUGGCUAUUCAUCGACAGUGGGAACAGUUAGAAAUGUAAUAAACUUUAAACAAAUGUGGGUGAAUCAUGUCUUUGUUGGGGUGAAAGACAGGAGAGAUUGAAUGACAGAAGGAUUGGUCUCUCAGAAUCAAUAGGAAUAGUCAUGGACCAGGAAAAAAGAAACAAAAUAAAGAAUGAUGCACCUAAUGCAGGUGUGCUGGUGUAUGCAAGCAAAACAUAUGAGUAAAAUCAAAUUGUGCAAAGAAAAGGAAGCAAACAGGGUGACGGAAUUUACAGUCUAAACUUGUUGAAUUCAUUGUUGAAUUGGGAAAGCUGGAAAAUGUCUCUUUGAAAGGUGGGGUAAUUGUUCCUCAAACUCAUAUUGAGCUUUAGUGGAACUGUGCAGCAGACUAGGGGCAGAGAGCAAGAUGGGGAAUUAAAAUGAUGGGCCAUAGGAAGGGUCAUGCGUGUGGGCUGAGCACAGAUGGUUGGUUUCCAAAAUGUUGGGGACCGUUCAAGGGCAAACUGCAAACAUGGUAAACUGGAAAUUCAUGUAAGCACUUCUUCACCUGGAAGGAAUAUUUGGAGCCUUGGACAGUGAGGAAGGAGAAGGUAAUGGGUAGGUGUUGCAUUGUGGAAAGCUUCCAUGCGAAAGGGACAGAGUGUUGAGUUGAUUGAUGAAUGGCGCAGGCUAUCACAGAUGGAAUGAUGCCUUGUGAAGAUGAUACUUAAUAUGACCAUUAAUUAUCAUCACUCCUUUGGAAUUUAUCAUUCCCACCAUUAGCAGGAUCUCUUACCCAUCAAACAAUGCACCUAGAGCAGUGUGUAUGAAUCAGCAUUACCAAGAGAAUGAAUUACUAUUAGCAGUUAGCUAAUUACAAUUACUAAUGAGUAGUGUAUGAUUUGUAUUAGCUAUUGACCAAUUUGAAACUGAGCGACACUAGUAUCUGAAAAUAAGCUCCACAUCCUUUGUAAUGGAUAAUAAAAAGUGGUCUUACAGGAAUGCAUGGAAAACAGAAUUAAAAUUACUAGCAAUCAAAUUUAAUCUCAGGAAAAUAAAACAAUGUAACUACAUUAAAGUGAUUUUUAAUAUAUUGGUUCAAACCCAAUCAAAAGAUUUUAACACAAGAUUUAAAAUAUUACUAGCAAAGACAAAACGUCAGGAAACCACAUCUAAAAGCUCUUGAGUUCUCACUCUGAUCUUCAUUAAUGAACAAGAAUGGGGGAGCAGAAAAAGUAUUUUCAAGAAUUCUUUCCAAAUACUUCAGAUGAAAUUUUCAAUAAAUCCAAUUGUCACUACAAUUUCAGGCUAAUAAAUUAAGUAUAUACAUUCUCAUAAAACCAUCUUUAACACAGUUUGUAGAAUGAAAACAAACCAAUUCAAUUUAAUUACUCAUUGCUUUUUUCCUCAUGGACUGUUAGUACAAAAACACAUUACUCUUUUUGAUGCUAUGAUAAUUCACUAUAAUACAAUUAAAUCUGAAAUGAAAAUUCAUGGCAUUGACCAAUUAAUGGAUCACAUUUUGUGCCUCUUUCAUUCCCUUAAGUAAAAAUCGCUAGAUUUACCUGCUGGGUUCUGGGUCCUGGUUCUUUUAUGAUGGUAAUUGAGCAUGAAAAUACAGCAGUUUGCCUGAUUCUAUUGUUAAAGUACUAUUGCCAUAUCAAAAUUAUUGGUCAGAAGGAAUGAUAAUCAGUUACAUUGAAUUUAAUUUCAGGAGAUUUCAGUUGAGUGCAUUGUUGUUUGUGCAGCAUUAAUAAUUAUUGCACUCUUUGUAUUAAAAUGUAUGGCUGUUUAAAAGUGCUAUGAUACAUACUGCUCAGUAUUUUAAGCUAAUUCAAUGUAUACAACAUAAAACAUCACAGAGUAUGACAUUUUUGACAUCUCAUUUAAAGAUCACAUCACAAAACCUUAAGUGUCAAAAAUGAUAUUUAAAUAUUUGGACUUUUAUAUACUACCUACUUGCGCAAUUGAUAACAAAAAAAACAUGUUGAAUGUGCAAAACCCACUUUGAAGAUGAAUUCUUUAUGCUUUUUAAGAAUCUGAAUUUUGUAUGGAUUUCAAUUAUUGUGCAUGAAGCUUGACUGGCUGCUAUUAUUGUACUAACUUGCAAUGCAACAAGCAACAAACAUUCCAAUCUGAAACAUUUUGUGGGUUAUUAAGACCAAUAACAUGUUUAGAGUAACGCUUACAACAUUACACUCUGCAUGAAGUGUUAAUUUCCUUAUGCCCUUAAAAUGUUUGGCAGUUGAUCAUAUUUUCUGUAAAUGAGCCUUGCACUACAGGUUAUUGUUCUAUAAUGCACAUUAUCUACUUUGUUGAUAACCAAUCAACCCUCCUUAAAGAGGAAGAGAUACAUGUUAUGCCAAAGGUUCAUUUUAACUUCCUCUAUUAUCUGUGACAUAUAGUUCCUUGAUUGUGUGCAGUUAUUCAGUUUAACCUUGUGUGGAACAAGUGACCAUGUAAUGGAGCAAAAAAGGACAAAGUUUUGCAUUUACUCUCUAUUGCCCAACAGUGUGUUAUAACUCUUUAAAGAAUCUUAACAUUAUUCCUGCAUAUUAAUUUUAUUUAGAAUGCUUAAUCAAUAAAGAAUACAGCUAUAUUUUCUUUUUAUUUUGCUUUCCAUGCUGAGUAGGAUUAUAGAACAGUAAAACCAAACAGAAUUUAUUGUACUUUAUAACAACAUUUGUACAAGACCAGAUCCUGGCAGAGUGAAGAGCAUGUUGAAACGUAAUCACUAUUGUCAGUGCAAGUUAACUUUUUGUAGUAGAAUUCAAGGGUUGACCACAAUUAAGUAGAUAUUUUCAGGCUUGGUCUAGAGGAAAAUGUAUUCAUCUAUUUUUUUAAAAACACAACAAAUGGACCAAAGAAUACAACAAAAGACCUUUGUGUUUUUUUAAGUUAAAUUUUGUUUUUACAAAUGUCUUUGUUUUUAUUGUCACCUUUGAAAUAAUCUCUGAAGUCUUAAUACUUUGAACUGAUAACAGCAACAGUUUAUAUUUUUGAGGUCCUGUGAAUGUAAUGAGAUAUUCUAAGGUGCUUCACUUAAAAAAAAAUGUAUUAAGGUUCCAAGGAAAAACCUUUUUGUUUAAAACCUAGUCUAAAGCAUUGUAAAUUUAAGGGAAAAACCUGCCAGGGCUCGACAGCAUCAUUUAAGUGUUGAAAUUAAAUACCAGUCCAGCAAAAUACACCAACAGUGGUCCCAUGUUCCACUCAUGGUAAAAUCUCUGACUAGAAAUUGAUCAAUUGAUUAAAAGUACAAAUAUUAAUUUGAUUUUUCACAUUUUCCUCUUUCUAGUUUGUCAGGUUUUUCAUGUAACUGUAUGGAAUGCAUGCAGAUAAAUAUCGUGAAUCACCUUUACAAUGGAUGUUUCUAAUCAUGUUUUAUUACGAUGUGGAGAAUGCGACGUCAACUUUGAAAGUAUCUUUUAUUGCUUCUCACAAUAACUGACUUUUGUAUCUCAGCCUGUCUAUAAAAAUUAAACUGUGAUAUUUGAACUUGAA